GCCAAGCUGUGUGUUUGUGAUCUGUUGGUGGCACAGUGUGAUGUAAAUUGCUGCUGUGACCCUGAUUGCAGUGCAGCAGAUUUCAGUCUCUUUACUACAUGUUCAGUGCCUAUUGUCACAGGUGAUAGCCGUUUUUGUAGUCAGAAAGCUGCUAUAUAUUCACUUGAUGUUGAAGCAAAUCCACCAGAAAGGAUAUUUAAAUUAAUUGACCAAGUUAAUCCCAGUGUUUUCUGCAUUCACGCUACAAACUAUAAACAAGCACUCUCCUUCAGUUCCCCUGAAAUGCCUACUGCUGAAAAUUUUGAUCAGUUGCUUAAACAGUUUGGAAGUGCUUCUUUCAGUGCUGAGCCUGACAGCUGGAAUAUGAACACAGAUGCUCAAAACCCUUCUGAUGCGAAUGAAACUUACAGAUACGAGUAUGGUGUUCCUAUACAGACAGUGGAUGCAUUUCUAAGACUACCUAGUCCUGUUGUCUCCUCUUGGUGCUCUGAUGCGAAUCCUGCAGGCUUUUUAGUAAACCAGGCUACAAAAUGCAUUAGAUCAUUAAGUGCGGAAAAAUGUGGCACCGUACAAGCAGUUAGUAUGCUGUUCUAUAUCAACUCCAGCAUUUUAGCAGUACCCAAAUCAAAUCAGAUGGUUAAUAUUACUGUCCACUCCAUAGUUGUCCAGUCUCUGAAUGGAAUGCGGACUUUACUUAAUGGUAGUGAUGUCCUCAGGCUCCCUAUGAUUUUGGAUGAACUGUGCAUAAAUAUAGUUCUUGGGGUGAGUUAUCACAUUACAUACACAGAUGCAGGAAAAAUAAUAGAAGCAGCUGCUUCUUUUGUCUUGGGGGCAAUUAACAAAGAAGCACUUUCAAUACAGCAGAGCUUUGAAAUCAGCUUUACUCAGGUACAUACAAAGCCAGUUCCUCUCAGUGGUAAUCCUGGUUAUGUUGUUGGACUGCCUGUAAGAGCAGGUUUCCGGCCACAAGGAUCUGGCAUCAUUCAGAAUACUAACAAAUACAGUCAACUUACCAUUCUGCAAAGUACAUCCAACCAGGACUGUCUGGCAGCACAGGGAGCCAGAACUCCAAUAUUAUUUGGUUAUAACAUGAUAUCAGGCUGUAAGUUACGAAUUACUGCAGCUAUGACAUGCCAGCCUUUGACUCAGACCCUCCUAGAUUUACUGAAGGGACAAAGCUUUCCUGAAUACGUGGCCUCAUUUGGAAAUUCUCAAGCCCAGGACGUGCUCGACUGGGUGCCGAUAACUCACCUCCACAUCUCAGAACAGAGCUCAUGCCAAAUACCAGUAUCACUUGAAAUGGAAGUGAAGUGGACUAAAUAUGGAUCCCUUGUCAAUCCACAAGCCAGAAUAGUGAACGUAACAGCGACAAUCACUACCACCACAUUGAAGCAGCUUCCCUCAGGAAGGGAGAGGACUAUUCCUAUAACAAGUUCUGUGGUUUUCACUGAUAUUUCUUCAUCUGCAGAGCCAGGCUAUAAAGCUUGGCCCACCAUUAAUGCCAAGUUACCCUUUGAUUUUUUCUUUCCAUUUGUCUAAGUUAAGUUACGCUUUCAGAAAAGCUUAGUGACCCUUCCAGCUGACUCUGGCUGAAAUCAACUGGAGACGCCUGCUAUGGUCAACACCUUUCAAAAAUUCCCACUUCAGUCCACUCACCUACAUCUGUUCUUACAUAUUCUAAUUCUUUUAAUGUGUUGAUUUGUGAGCUGUGGAAGCAGAAAGAACUUUGUAGCCCAGCAGGCCGCAAACUAACACUUAAAAUGGAAGAAGAGAUGAGAGAACAUGGUAUCAGAACUCAAAUCUGCUGCUGAAAACAAGGCAUUGUUUGACGUAAGAUGGCACAUGUUUGCCUCUGUUUUGGUGCUGAUUUGAUUGUCAACUAAAGGAGUGGUAUGUUGGUAUUUUUGAAAUGAACGUUAUAUAAAUAACAAAGUGGCACAAGCAGCAACAAAAAUGAGGAAACUACCAACAAUAUGGAAAGA
Molecule: messenger RNA, 1982 nt
Organism: Fulmarus glacialis (Northern fulmar)
Lineage: Eukaryota; Metazoa; Chordata; Aves; Procellariiformes; Procellariidae
Gene: TCTN1
Product: tectonic family member 1
Exons: 15
Coding region: 283-1539 (418 amino acids)
Biological process (GO): protein localization to ciliary transition zone; cilium assembly
Cellular component (GO): MKS complex
Source: RefSeq, a predicted model, not a curated record